Molecule: messenger RNA, 1464 nt
Organism: Striga hermonthica
Lineage: Eukaryota; Viridiplantae; Streptophyta; Magnoliopsida; Lamiales; Orobanchaceae
Source: the annotation of a GenBank genome assembly
AUGUCUAACCCCAAAGAUUUCAAGUUCAUCUUGAAAGCCAUGAUAAACAAGCAAAAGACUAAGGUUCUUUAUGUGGAGGCCGAUAGCGAUUUCGUAGAUGUUUUGUUGAGCUUCCUGACUUUGCCAUUGGGAACUAUCGUCCGAGUCUUGAACAAACACUAUGGUGAUGAGGCCCCUGUUGUAGGAAGCUUAACCACUUUGUACAACGGCUUACGCAAUUUGGACAAUGGGCUUUUCUUGUCAGAGGACUGUAAGAACCUGCUGCUCAACCCGAUAAGAUCGUCUGAGGUCGAAUGUCGUCGGCUGAAAAUCAACGUUGACGACACGCCGCCCACAAGGUACUUCAAAUGUGGAGACACAAAUUGUGUAUUUAGUAAAUCUUCGAAUGUAAGCACGCACUUUAGCGGAUUGAAAUGCGAUUGUGGGAAACCGUUGGACAAAAAAAUUUACGUGAGAGGUUAUGGUGAUGUUUGCGGCGGGGUGUUUAUUGCAAGUAAAGCAUCCUUAAUCAUAACUGAUGAUCUUCAAGUAUUGCCUAGUGUGACGAGUACUUUUGUGCAAAUUCUCCGCAACUUAGGCAUUACAGAUACAGUCGGGAUCGAGGAAAGGAGUCUCACUUUCGGAUUCAAUGAGAUAAUGGAUUUGCUGAAGGGGUCGUUAGUUUCUCCGGCACCACUCACAGAACUUAUUCUCGAUCCGAAACAGAUGAACCAUGUAGCGAUGAAGUGCGAGAUAGGUGUCCUACCAGUUGAUCUGAUCAAGAAACAGAUGGAACCUUUCAGUGCUAAGAAUAUGACUGUGAAAGCCAUUGUAUCGGCUAAUAAGCUACUGUUUGCUGAAGUCGAUAGUGAUUUUGUGGAUUUCCUAUUUAGCCUGCUGGCUCUCCCCUUAGGAGGGGUCGAGUGCUUAUUGGGAAGUGACACUUGUCUUACAAAUAUAGACAAUUUGUACAAAAGCGUAUCAAAUAUGGGAAUGAACAAGUAUUUGAAGAACAUAGACAAAACGAAAGCCCAGCUACUGCAGCCUAAGUUACCAUUAUGUUACUAUUCAAGAACACACUUUUUGUCACUGAAUGCAAAUGAUUUCAAUUAUAUGUACUUUUCUUAUGAUAAUGGAGGAAGUUUGCCAUCGUCGGACUCAUUUUCUGGUUACUGGGUGUCUUCUUAUAAGUUUCCGGAAGGCAAGGUGAGCAACUUUAAUCGCCAAUGGGUGUCUACUUCUACAUGUGCAGAAGGGCAAGCAAAAUAUGUAAAAGGACCAAAUAUGUAUAUGGUGACAGACAAUUUAACUGUGACUCCCUUGUCUUCCACCUCAAGCUUUUCCGUCAUCAAUAGCCUCAAAAUCCAAUUAUCCGAAGUCAAGGAACUCGAGCUGGUUGUUGGUUUGGAAGAGGCUCUGAGCAUACUGAAAGCAUCUCUGACUUCGUCUCGAGCCUUAACCGAUGGCCUCAUCACUCCUUUUUAA